AUGGGAGAUUCUCUAAUGGUAAGGUUCUGGUAUCAAAUGUCAGAAGGAGCCAACAUGUCUAUAUAUAUCCGGACUACAGCUGGGAACACGAAAAGAAUUGCCACCCUCACCACACCAGCCAACAGAGUCUGGGCUAAGCUGGAGAUCCCUGUGGCGCCCAGUACAACAGAAACCAUACUACCUUUCCAGAUUAUUCUCCAGAGCACUGUGUUGGCAAUACCCAAUGCAUUUAUUGCAAUUGAUGAUGUGAGUUUAACUCCAGGUUGUACUGUAUCUAACUCAAUGGUCUCAAAUUUCAUCACAGAAUACAAAGCUUCCACAUGUAACUUUGAAGAGGAUAGCUGUGGUUGGUUUGAGAAUGUUCUUAAUGAUAACUUUGACUGGAUCAGAAACUCGAGCAGUGCUUUGCCUUCAGAUGUCAAGGUUCAGGCCCCAACUCGAGAUCAUACCACCAACACUGCUGACGGACACUUCAUGUUUAUUCUGAUGAUCAAAAGCAACAUUUUUCAGACUGCGGAACUGACCAGCCCUACGUUCACUCAGUCAGGAACUGGAUGUACCAUGUCCUUCUGGUAUUAUAAUUAUGGACAGGCAGUGGGAGCAGCAAAAAUGUUCCUGGAGGUUGAUGGUGUGAGGAGUAAUACUGUCGUGUGGUGGACCUACAACACUCAAAGCAAUCAAUGGCUCCAAGGCUUUGUCCAGCUUGGGCGUCUAACACAACCUUUCCGUCUUAAAUUGGUGAAAGUCAGCCUGGGCAUUUACAAUGGUGUGGCAGCAGUGGAUGACAUUGUGUUUGCCAACUGCUCCCUCCCACCAGCUGUAGAGAAAUGUGAAGGCACAGAGUGGUUUUGGUGUGAACAAACCCGAGCUUGUAUUGAACGAUUACAAGUAUGCGACCUUGUGGAUGAUUGUGGUGAUGGUUCUGAUGAAAACAACUGUGCACAAGAACUACUCUGUAAUUUUGAAAAUGAAUUUUGCAACUGGCAGCAAGCCAAGGAUGAUGAUUUUGACUGGACAAGAAAUAAGGGACAAACCUCAACACUCAACACUGGGCCAUCAAAGGACCACACAUUAGGGACAGCAGAAGGCCACUACCUUUACAUUGAAGCAUCUGACCAACAGUUCGGAAAUACAGCUACACUCCUCAGUCCAAUCCUGGAUGCCACCCGCAAUCACGCCAACAAGACCUGUAUCUUCCGCUUCCAUUAUCACAUGUUUGGAAAACAGAUUUUUAAACUGGCAGUGCAUAAAAGAACCUACAGAAAUACAAAGGGGGAACAACUUUGGGUAAAAUAUGGCCAGCAUGGUGACAGAUGGCUGAAGGAGACUCUAUUUAUCGACAGUACUCAACCAUUCCAGAUAUUAGUGGAAGGCACUGUAGGAGAUAAUUUAGGAGGAGAUAUUGGAAUUGAUGACCUUUCCUUCAUGAAUUGCAAUCUUUAUAGUGGUGAUUUACCAGCCAUAAUUCUAACAACAUCAGGACCACCAAGACCUUCCACUGUUCCGCCCAACAACUGCACAGUGAAUGAAUUUGUUUGUAUAACAAAUGGCCAAUGUGUUGACGUUAGCAAGAAAUGUGAUUUUAGGGAAGAUUGUUCUGACAAGACAGAUGAAUUAUUCUGUGUUAGGAAGAUCUGCAAUUUCACUAAUGGGGUCUCAUGUGGUUGGAAACAGCAGGUAGAACCACCAGCAACCGAAAAUGUGUUUCAGUGGUUCUCAGGGCAAGGUUCAGACAUACAUCCAGGAGAAGAGGGUGACAGACCAUCUAUGGACCAUACGACGGGCACAGAACGAGGCUGGUACCUUUAUGCUGAUAGUUCAAAUGGGAAAUUUGGACACUCAGCUGACCUCUUCACUCCUGAAAUAUCCCUUACUGGUCCAAAGUGUAAAUUGGUCUUUUGGUAUCACAUGAGUGGAGUUACCAUUGGAUCAUUACAGGUCUUCAUCAAAUUUGGCAACAUGACACAGUUACUCUGGUCACAAAGUGGGAGCCAAGGUAACCAUUGGAGGCGGGGUGAGAUAUUUCUUGGCGUUCAGUCUCAUUUUCAGGUUUUCUUAAGAGCCAAGCGGGGUGUGAGUUAUAUGGGUGAUAUUACAGUGGAUGAUGUUUCCUUUGAAAAUUGUGCAGCUCUUCUGAUCCCAGACAAACAGUGCAACUCUGAUGAGUAUUCAUGUACCAACGGAUAUUGCAUCCCUAAAGAUCAGCUCUGUGACUUCACCAAUGAUUGUGCUGAUCAUUCUGAUGAGCAUCCAGUCAUCUGCAGUUCAAAUUUGGGACGCUGUGAUUUCGAAUUUGAUCUGUGCUCUUGGAGGCAAUGGAGAGAUGAUAACUUUGACUGGACUCUUAAACAGGGGAUCAUACCAACACUAGGUACAAGCCCAGCUACUGACCAUACACUGAGAAAUCCAGCUGGCCAUUACAUAUACAUUGAAAGCCCAUUUCCACAGCUUCCGGGACAUGUGGCAAGGAUUUCCGGGCCGCCCAUCAGCAAGAGAAGCAAAGGCUGCAAGAUUAUUUUUUAUUACCAUAUGGCUGGAGAUAUUAAUGGAUCGUUAAUAGUAUACCUACAGACUUUAUCCGGUCAUCGCACAUCACUUCUCAACUUAACAGGUGACCAAGGCCAUUACUGGCAACGAGCUGAAAUCGCCCUCAGAGCUGAUGAAGACUAUGAGAUAAUGCUAGAAGGAUGGGUGGGCAAAGGGUCAAAAGGAGUCAUAUCACUUGACGACAUCACCUUCACAAAAGAAUGCACCAGUUCCAACACUGCAUUUCAGAAGAAACCGACUCCACAUCCUCCAACAGGAUCCUGCCCACCCAAUUAUUUGGCAUGCCAGAAUGGAAAAUGCUAUCAAAUGGAACAGAGUUGUGAUUUUCUUGAUGACUGUGGUGACAAUACAGAUGAGAAAGAAUGUGGAACAUCCUGCACCUUUGAGGAUGGACAAUGUGGUUGGAAGAACUCCCUGGCAGAUAACUUUGAUUGGAUCUUGGGACAGGGUUCAUUUCAGGGUCUACGUCCUGCCAAUGAUCGGAGCCUUGGAAAUGAAAAAGGUCACUUUUUGUACCUGGAAGCUAUUCCUGGAGGUUUGAGGGGUGACAAAGUCCAUCUGAGGAGCUCAGUAUGGAAGGAAUCAAGUGCUAAGUGCACUCUAUCAUUCUGGUAUUUUAUGUCACAGAAAGCUACAGGCCUUAUAAGAGUCCUUAUUAAGACAAGUAAAAAUCUAACCAAAGUAUGGAAUAAAACUGGAAACCAAGGUGAUAGAUGGAAGAAGGCAGUGAUACACCUGAAAAAUCUGCGUAACUUUGAAAUCAUAUUUGAAGGAAUCCGAACUAAGAAUUUUGGAGGUGGAGCAGCUAUUGAUGACAUUCAGUUCAAAAAUUGUGCCCCAGAUAGAGGUUUACCAGGCUUUUGCCCAGAUGUCACUGAUUACAUUUGUCAAAAUGGUCAAUGCAUUGAGUCUGACCUGGUCUGUGAUUACAAAUCAGACUGUGAAGAUGGAUCCGAUGAAUUUGACUGCUCACAGUAUGUUAAUGUUCCAGGAAGCUGCAGCUUCAGUGGGCCAAAUGAAGGGAGUUGGAUAAGUAACUGUAGAUUAAUGCAAAGCAAUGAUGACAACUUUGAUUGGACUAUAGGAAACAAAAGCUUCACUGCAAGAACAGGCCCAGCAACUGAUCAUACACCAGGAGUUGGAGGAAUGUUUCUGUAUAUUAAUUCUUCAGCCCAGCAUGAAGGUGACAUUGCAAGAAUAACCACCAGCCAUUCAUUCCCAGCAAGUGUUGGAGUCUGUCACUUGCGUUUCUGGUACUUUAUCUGUGGUUCAAAAGAAAUGGGCCAUCUGAAGGUGUACACAGUCGGAGCAUCCGGAAUGCCCUUGCUGAUGUGGUCAGUGUCUGGGAACAAGGAGGACAACUGGAUAUAUGCCAAUCUGAUGGUUGCCAACAACCAUCCAUUUCGAGUUGUGUUUGAAGCUGAAGUGGGAGGAGAUAACCUCACAGAUAUUGCAAUUGAUGAUAUCUCUUUUACUCCGGAAUGUGUUGCUGGAGGUACUUGCCGGUACACACAGCUGUGCAUUCACCAGUCCUGGAUCUGCGACGGUGAAGAGGACUGUGCAGAUGGAAGCGACGAAUCCAAUUGCUCAACACUGAUUCCAGGCACUUUGCCUCCUCAGGAGCAAUGUGAAGAUAAAGAAUUCCAAUGUUCCAACAGGGAAUGUAUCCCAUCUUUGCUCAGGUGCGAUGGAGUCCCAGAUUGCUCUUCAGCAGAAGAUGAAUUUGGCUGCUCUACAAUGCAUUGCUUCAAUGGUUCUUUGCUCUGUGCAAGCAGUGGACAGUGUAUCCCUGUAAUACAGCGAUGUGAUGGUGACAUUGACUGCAGAGAUUUCAAAUCAGAUGAAUCUAGUUGUUCAGAAUGUCCAAGUGCCUAUUGUAGAAAUGGAGGAACAUGCAUCAUUGUUAACAGAAUUGCACUGUGCAAGUGUACGAGUCAGUGGAGAGGAAAUCGAUGCCAUAUUCUGGUCAAGCCAGCAGGAUCUCUCAGUCCCGAUCUGGCAUCAAAUAAAGAUGAAAAUGCCUCCAUAUGGGCAGGACUAGGCGUUGGCUUGGGUUUGUUUGUGCUCAAUCUACUGGUUGUUUCGAUCGUAAUUGCUAAAAGGAAAACAAGCAAGAAACCAAUGUCAGCAACGAAAUGUGAUUCAAUAUCCAAUAUUCUGUACGGCGAUCACAGCACAAAUCUGUCAGCAGAGUUUAUAAUGGGGGAGAGUUUGACAUGCCCAGCUAUCAGUGUUUACCCCUGGCAAACUCCAUGUAAGAUCCCGACAGAUCUGGAGGCCUAUUCUGCAGGUGGCAUUGCAGAACAUGAAAUUCAUGCAUACAGGAUGUCCGAGUCACAGUAG
This is a messenger RNA of Pristis pectinata (smalltooth sawfish), 4890 nucleotides long. RefSeq names its product MAM and LDL receptor class A domain containing 1 (gene malrd1). The record is from RefSeq and is a predicted model, not a curated record. The transcript is spliced from 30 exons. NCBI's taxonomy places the organism in Eukaryota, Metazoa, Chordata, Chondrichthyes, Rhinopristiformes, Pristidae. The coding region runs from base 1 to 4890 and encodes 1629 amino acids. Gene Ontology annotation, molecular function: protein binding. Gene Ontology annotation, cellular component: membrane.